Messenger RNA from Linum trigynum, 399 nucleotides. The record is from the annotation of a GenBank genome assembly. NCBI's taxonomy places the organism in Eukaryota, Viridiplantae, Streptophyta, Magnoliopsida, Malpighiales, Linaceae.
AUGACUCACCGAGUCUUCCCAGGUCCUGUGCGGUGCCGUCGAUUGAGUCCAACUCCCAGUGUCGGCCUCCACUUCUCCUUCUUCUUCCUCGGCGAGAAAAUGGUCUCGCCGUCGUCAUCCUCCUCCUUUCCCUGGAGCGACGAGCUCAUCCCCUGCCGCGGCAUCUUUCCUCGCUCGCCUGGGUGCGCUGCACAAAUCCCAUUUUCUUCUUGUUUCAGCGGCUUCUUCUUCUCUGUCGCCGACGUCGCGGUUCGAACUGCCACCAAUCGUCGUUUCCUCCUGCGACUUGCAACUCCGAUCGCUCUUGCUUCUUCUCCGACAUGGCGUUGUUCUCCGGUGAGACAACCCGGUAGCUCUUCGCCGCCUCUUCCAUCUUCGUCAACUUCUCUUUCUUCCUAA